Parnassius apollo (apollo) is the source of this 411-nucleotide messenger RNA. NCBI's taxonomy places the organism in Eukaryota, Metazoa, Arthropoda, Insecta, Lepidoptera, Papilionidae. The record is from the annotation of a GenBank genome assembly.
AUGCAGAGGGUAUUAAACAUUUAUUACUAUUUCUCGGAAUAUCUGAUUGGCAAAGAUAUUACUCAUAAGUUAUACUCAGUUAGCGAAGGCCUGGGUAUCGCAGGCACGGGAGAGAAUGACAGUGCGCCCACGCAUCUGACACGAUCCGCCAGUGUCGAUGCCGUACAUGAGGGUGCUCGAGGCCGCCUAAGAAGCGUCGCCUGGCGAGCGAGAACCACCGCACCCAAAGGAAAUUCAUAUUGGCAGCCAGUUGUAGCACGGCAGUUCCUGCGUCAAUCGCCUUUUGGACGAGCUAUGCUUCCUCCGAAGUUGUUGACCCAAGCAUCGUCAGCGAGCCUGCAGCCAUCAUCGAAUCGUCGACGAGAAGUCAAGUUUGCAGAAACACCGAUCACAACCGAACCACCGGUGUGA